AUGACUACACAACACAAGUCUCUGUAUCCCUCUUCUUCUUUCUGCAUUCCGAACCAAACCCCUUUCCUCCGAUCAACGGCUCAUGGUUCCGAUCGCCGGUGACUCGGAUUCCGGCGAAGCCUAACCCUAACCAACCAACCCCAGAUUCAUGGAUUCUUCUGAUUCCCACGAACACGAAAUCCCCAGGAAGCACGGCGUCGUUUUGGCUAUACUUCGAUGGGGUUUAGCAAUCUUACUACCCUUCCUUUUCUUGUUCUCCUUCCUCUUCCUUGUUGGUUUCCUUCUUCUCUUCUUCGCUGAUUUCUCUGUUACCGGUGCCAUUUCUCUCCCCUCACAGUGCAAAAUCGUCUCCACUGGUGUUGAUAUUAGGUCAUCUAAGGUUUGUGAACUUGGAUUGUUAAAUUAUAAAGCAAAGGACGUAUUUCAUCAUUUUGAGAGAAGCAAGUUUCGCUGCCGUUAUGAUUACUACUGGGCUUCAGUAUUCAAGGUGGAAUAUGUAGAUCGUUUUUCAGGUCAGACACAAGUUGCAUUUGCAGAGGCUCCAAAAGAGGCUCUUCCUCCUUAUUGCAGGCCUAAUUUUGGUGCUGCAUGGUUGACACAAUACAAAUAUAAGGUCAAUGAGACUUAUGAUUGCUGGUACACUUCUGGCAUUUCAAAAGUGCAUUUAUAUCAAGAUAAUCUUUUCGGUUGCCAUGCUGAUGAGCAGUCUACUAUUGAGAAGAUUAAACAAAAGUCUAUCAUGGCCAUGGAGAUGGUAAAUUCCUGGUUUUCCGAUAAGCGAAGGACCAACAAUUGGAGGUGGGGAGCUAUAGCUGGAUUAGUAACUGGGUUCUCAACUUCUUUGAUCUCUAUAACCUUUAUCGGGUUUUUACAACAAUUGCUAUCUUCAGUUUAUCAAUCUUUUAAAACAUGGGUAUUUCCACGGCGCGUCAAUGCUGUUCUCAUCAGGCGCGCUUGUUUUCUUUUGGCGUACCUGUCUUUUGUGGCUUGGUUAGCUAUUGAGUAUGGGAAGAGGCUCGGUCUCAUGGAUAUUUUCAGAUCCCUUAAAUCAUAGCACUUAUUUUGUGAAGUGCUAUGUAUGUCCUUUUCGUUUGAAUCCCCAUGUAACAUUAUGUUCUUGUCCCAUGAUAUAAUGAGCGUCAAGGAAGUCAUGUAUAGUUAUAGUUUAAUUGACUUAGUUCCUGAUAUUACUGAAGAAAAAAUUGCAAGUUCUUAGUUAAAAUAUGACCUGUGUACACUUAUCACGUAUCAAAUGUGACCACUUCAAGUGUCUUUCUGAAGUGAUAGUGCGAGUCACCAUAGCAGUUGAGUUAAAAAUGUUGUAGCGUUCAUUUUGUUGUGAUGAUUUUAGUGGAAAUGAGAAUAAUAUAAAAUUGACAUUUAUUUUA
Messenger RNA from Lotus japonicus, 1388 nucleotides. RefSeq lists its product as uncharacterized. Lineage: Eukaryota; Viridiplantae; Streptophyta; Magnoliopsida; Fabales; Fabaceae. The transcript has 5 exons. The coding region runs from base 149 to 1054 and encodes 301 amino acids. The record is from RefSeq and is a predicted model, not a curated record.